Molecule: messenger RNA, 6851 nt
Organism: Trichechus manatus latirostris (Florida manatee)
Lineage: Eukaryota; Metazoa; Chordata; Mammalia; Sirenia; Trichechidae
Gene: SUSD6
Product: sushi domain containing 6
Exons: 6
Coding region: 244-1155 (303 amino acids)
Biological process (GO): DNA damage response
Source: RefSeq, a predicted model, not a curated record
CCUUCUCCCCCGCAGCGCCGGCCAACAAGAGCCAGACAAGGGCACGCGGGGCCUCGCCUAGACCCGAGAGGGCUGCGGGCGCGUGUAGGCGGCGGAGCGGAUCUCGGCGCCGCGGAAGCUGCGAGCGCCCUCUUCCUGGAGGUCGCCGCGCCGUUCCCAGGGUGAAUCUACCUCUGGCUGACUGUAGGAUUUUUACUUCUGGCUUUCAGAUUUUUCUUUUAAAAAACCUUUGACGGAUAAAAGAUGUGCCAUGGCAGGAUAGCACCAAAGAGCACCUCAGCGUUUGCCGUGGCCUCUGUGGGGCAUGGAGUGUUGCUUCCGCUGGUGAUCCUUAGCACCCUGCUUGGAGACGGACUUGCGUCAGUGUGCCCCCGGCCCCCAGAGCCAGAGAAUGGUGGCUAUAUCUGCCACCCCCGGCCCUGCAGAGACCCCCUGACAGCGGGCAGUGUCAUCGAGUACCUGUGUGCUGAAGGCUACAUGUUGAAGGGUGAUUACAAAUACCUGACGUGUAAGAAUGGCGAAUGGAAACCAGCCAUGGAGAUUAGCUGCCAUCUUAACGAGGAAAAAGAUGCCCACACAUCACUUGGGGCCCCUACACUGUCCAUAGUGGCUUCCACUGCCAGCUCCGUGGCGCUCAUUCUCCUCCUUGUGGUGCUGUUUGUCCUGCUGCAGCCAAAGCUGAAGUCUUUCCAUCACAGCAGGCGUGACCAGGGGGUGUCUGGGGACCAGGUCUCCAUUAUGGUGGAUGGUGUCCAGGUUGCAUUGCCAUCGUAUGAAGAGGCCGUGUAUGGCAGUUCCGGUCACUGUGUGCCGCCCGCUGACUCCAGAGUGCAGAUUGUGCUGUCAGAAGGGUCUGAGCCAAGUGGGAGGAGCGUGCCCAGGGAGCAGCAGCUGCAGGACCAGGGCGCCUGCUCAUCUGCAGGUGGAGAGGACGAGGCCCCUGGCCACUCUGGACUAUGUGAAGCUUGGGGCUCUCGGGGCUCAGAGACUGUGAUGGUGCAUCAGGCAACCACCUCUUCCUGGGUGGCCGGCUCAGGGAACAGCCGCCCCACACACAAAGAAGCCCCGGAUUCUGAGAGCAGUGACAUACAAAGCCUUUUAUCCCUCACAUCAGAGGAGUACACAGAUGAUAUUCCACUGUUGAAAGAAGCAUGAGGGCUGCUGCCGGCCUCUCACCUCUCUGCAAUGGUCCUCUGCCCUCCCUCCCUUGCCCUCUGGGUUUGAGCGCCCUGUGCUCUCCAGCCACUAUGCCCGGAUACCUGAGCUGCCACCCGUGUAUCUGAGUAUCUCUGAGGGCCUGCAGCCCUCCUAGCUGGAAACUCAAGGAAGAUUCUCACUUAUCUGCCUGCUGGACAGCUGGAGGAACUGGCUUUUUGCCUGGCCCUGCCCUCGCAUCUGUGUCGGGGACGUAUUUGAAUGUGCUGGAUUGAACCGUUCCUUUCCCUGAGCCCUCUGGGUCCCUUCCAGCCAGCUCUUUGGCGGCAGCCCCCACCAGCCCACCUGGGCCUGAGUGCCGCUGUGUUUACUUGUGCCUUCCCCUAUCCCGUCCAGCUUCCCUGUCACACAGGCUUGUUGAUGUCCUACAAGCCUUCGUGGCUGCAAUGCUACCCCUAGCCAUAUAGGAGGCUGGGCCUGGAUCUAGCCUGUUUCUUUGGAGGGCUGGCGCCGCUGUCCUGGGGAGGAGCAGAUCCCAGAUGAGAGUUCUGGAGUCGAGUGGCUCUAAUUGGGCCAGUUGUUAGGGCCAGAAGCCUGGGUCCCUGGGCUUGCCCUGGGUUGACACUGUUGGUACAUUUCCUUGGCUGAGGAUGGAGGAUUUGGAAAAUCAUGGCAAUACCAUCCCAGCUCCCUGGUAUCUGGCUCAGAGGUUUAGGCUCCUGGCUUUGUUGGGUUGAGAAGAUCCUGAGGGAGGGAAGGAGGAUGACUAAUAAUGAUUGUCUUCCUAAUAUGCAACUUCUUCACUUCCUAUUUUAAGUAUCACCCUUCUAGCCUCAGUUUUUUCUGUUUCCCUGAAGUGUAAGGGGAAGUUCCAUGCUGCCUCCUGGGUUUUAUCCUGGGCAGCUCUGGCUUUCUUGCUCCCCACAGAGGCCUGAGGCAAGCCAUCACUGAGACGGAAGACUUGCUGAGAUGCUGUGGAAUGCCCAUCUGGUCACCGGCAGUUUGGGCAAGUUGCCUUUUCUGGGUUUGUGGUGACGGAAGGGAGCCUGAGAGGCACAGACUGUGUGCCACGGGCAGCUGCCGGCAGCUCCAAGCCCCGGUCCUGAGGAUCCUCCUCACCAUGGUCACGUGCCUUAGUAACUGUGCCCAGGAAGUGGCUGCUGCUUGCUGCUCCACUGCUCUUCCUACUUCUGCCCUUUCUUGCUCACCCCUCCACAUGUCCCAGCUGACAGAUGACUCCAGCUCUAGCACCCUGGGGAAUGGCUGAGGAACGGUCCACACACGUCCCCCAACCUUACUGGCCUGAGGUGGGUGAAUGACUGUGAAGUUUCUGGACUCCAAGGCACCUUUAGACUGAAGUCUGGGGCUCAGGGCCCUUGGAGGAGCCCCAGUGUUGAGGGAGUGGGCAUGGUGCUCCAGAUACUUCUGCUGGGGGAAUGCCAACAAGCCAGACGGAAAAGCUCAACCAGGCUGCUAUCAUCUUCAAAAGAUGUGGCAUUAUGGAAUGUUUGUCUUUCCUUUGAUAUAUUUUGAAGCACCAGGGCUGGGAAACUUUGAAGCUGACCCUGUGCUGCAUCUCUCCUCCUCCUCCUCCUCAGAGCCUCCAUGUUUGGGGUGGUAAAAAUAAUAAAAAUCCCAGGAUAAUUUCAGUAGCUGACCUAACAGGGUUAGCUCCAGGCAUGGGUGGCCUUGAAAAUUAGGGGACUGACCUUCUCUCAGCCAACCUCCUGCCUCCACUCUCACACAAUGCACUUUACUACCCACCAUUCCCUGGCUUCUUGCACUCACAUGGAGUCUUCCUUCCUCUCAGGGUAAGGGCAGUGCCUGCUAUGCCUCUUUAACCACUCCCACACGUUUCUCCCCUUCGAUCAGGGAGCCCUCUCAGGCUGUGCUCAAAGCCCAGGCAAGAGAUGAACAGGUUGGCAGAGGUGCUGGAACAUAGCAUACUAGUGAGGGACCUGUCCUUGGCCUAAGAAGAGGCCAUUUCCAGGCAUGUGCCUGCCAGCAGCUGCUGGCACUGGGUCCAUCUGGAGGGGUAGGGUCUAACAACCCCAAAACCCCAACUGCCUCACCACACAGGGCUCUCCACCCAUGGGGGCCCUUGUCUUCCUCCAAAGAAAAACAACGUGGAGGCAAGCGAGGGGAGCUUAAGUCUCACUGCUGAGCCUUCAGCUUUUUUUCUCCAAUCUUCCAAAACCUGAACUCUAUUCUAGAAUAUUAAAAAAAAAAAGGAAGCUCUUACCCCUUUUUAUCUUACUACUCUGGUUUUUUCCCCUUAAGAGAUGGCACUUUUUGUUUUGGGUUUUUUCAGCCUGCCUUCUUCUGAGACCUCCUUCCAUCUCACCCUCCGUUAACCUGGCCUUUGGGAUGACAAGCCCAGACUUGCCUACCUGGUAGGAAAGAAGUCAGAAAAAAUCCAAGCCUCAGCGCCUCCUCCCAUCUUGUCACUGGCUUUGAUGAGGCCCACCUCACCAAGGCUCCUGUGUGCCUGUGGGUGCAGGAGCUGACAUGUCAAAUUGCUGCUGACGUCUCGGCCAGCUUACUGUAGCUAUUUCUCUUUCCCCCAAAGCGGUUUCUUAACCGUCAGCCAUGUGCUGCUGUUUUUUGGGCUUCUGGGCUUUGUCCCUUGCUGAGGAUUAGGGACUCCGCAGCUGCUUUGUGGUGGGGCCUGGCUGAGAGACAAAGGCAGGUGGGGGAAGAACUGUGGCUACAGCUCGGCUUUCCCAGGCUGACCUCGAGGGGAGUCCAGAGAAGACUUAGUCCAGGAGAAAUGGUCAGCACCAAAGGACUCUUAAAAACUUUUUUUUUUUUGCACACUUGAGCUGACUCAACGCAGGUUUUAUAUUCUGGUGACUUGUCACAUGCUAGCGACUUUGAAGGGCCAGUAUACAGUGAAAAUCACUUAAAAUUUCCAUCCCUUUCAAUGCCUUAGUUUAGCAGGUCGGCUCUAUCUUUCACCAUUUCUGUGUUUUGUGUACUGUGCUCCCAUUUCACUGGGUGUGAACUGUGAGAUGGACUGAGUCCUGGCCACUUCGUGAGUUUGUUUGGUUUUAUAAGGCAUUUCAGUGUACAUUCUACAAACACUCCGUUUUUAAACAAAACAAAACCUAAACUAAUAGUGUCUUCCCCAUUCAUCUUGCCCUCCUCCUUCCACCCCCAGCUUUAAAGUUCUGUGGAGAAGCUAGCUGGCCAACAGACAAAGGUAUACUCUUCCUGCUUCAUUAGUGGUGGCACAGGAAAGACAGCACCGGCCUUUCUUCCUCUCCCAAUCCUAGCUGAGCUCUCAAACCAUUUGCUUCCUACAUAACAAUGUCGCCUCCAUUUCCAGAACAUCGUUGCAUAGAGAAUGGAAUAUGCUGCAAACAUUUCUACAUCCUUGGCGCCCCUCCCGCCCCCCACCCCAAAAAAAAAAGAAAAAAGGACCUAGCAGGGGAGUGGCAUGCAAGUUUCACAGCUUGAUCCCAGAUGUGCUUGCCAAAGACAGGCUGGGAGCGUCUCUCCUGGGGCCUCCUAGGUCUCCUGGCUCCUAGCAUAGGGGCGGUCGUUACUGGUGCCCCAAUGAGGGGCUUGGAGAGUGUUUUGCUUGGCAGACAUUUGGGCUGAGUGGUGCAGUAGCUGGUUCCCCAGAGAGGGAGAGGCAGCAGGCCCAGCUUUGCUGGGAAGUAGCUCCUCUUAAUUUCCAGUUGAAAACCUAGUGGAAAUUUGAAUGAAAACCCCGAGAUGGAAGCCUCUGCCAAGCAGCAGAGCUAGCUAGAGGGGGCAUAGAGACAAAGCACACAGAUUGGCAAGCAGGGAGAAGAGAUGAGCAAGGGGUGGCGUGGCAGCCCACUUCACCCUGCCCUGAUUUCUUUCUGUCACACCACUAUGAAAUCCUUUGCAGAAUGGUACUCAUCUAUAAUGGUUUAAAACAACACGUGCAUAAUUGACUCUGUGCAGGAUGUCAAACAGUCAGUUUGGAUUUGCUUUAUUUUAAAUAUAUAUAUAUGUAUAUUGGUAUCCUGUACAUUGCAGUGGGUGUGAAGAUAGUAUUUUAAUGUUUGUAUAAAGUUUAAUUUAAUUUUAAUUGUUCUAUGUAUAUAACUGCAUUUCUAAAUAAUAAAAAAAAAGUUCUUAUGAAGGCCAUUGUGGGAGAUGUGAUCCUUCCAAAAAGCUUUUGCUGAAGUUGUAGAUUGAAAAGAGCUUAUGUGAGUAGGAGCUCAUGAAGGAAUGAUGCAAUAAUCUUCGGAAGAGGGAGGUGCUUGGCAAGAGGUGGAGAAGACAGGACAUCCCUGUGAUAUAAGGUAGAAAGACCAAAACACACUUGAAAAUAUAUUCCUCUCUUGCUGCUCCUAGCUGUUCUUUUUUUGUUGAUUCAGUCAUUCAUUCAACAAACAUUUUAUAAGUGUUCUCAGUGUGCCAACCACUGCUCAAAGCUGGGAUUCAGUAGUGAACAAGACAAAAGUGGUUUAGCCUGCCUGGAAUUUCUAAUGUGCUGGGAAAGCAGAAUAAUAUGCAGUGAUUGUUAUGAUCAGGGAAAUGUAAGUCACGAUGCGAGGCAGCCUGAAAACACCUUUUAGAUGAAAUAACAUAUGAGAUAUGAAGAGGCAGUAAAGCUAGGUUAAGAGGCAGGACACUACAUGUGUGUAGGUGCAGAGACAGCAGAAAGCAUAUUUAGUCUGAGAAACGAAAGGGAAUCUAGCAUAGCUACACGACAUUGCUGAAGGGAGAGUGCUUCAGGAUGAGCCCAGAUAGGUAGGCAGGGGCUAUAGAUCAUGGAGGCCCUCACAAACUGAAUUGGGAAGUUUGCCCUUCAUCGAAAAGUUAACAGGGUGUUUGCUCUUCAGCGAAAGGCAAUUAACAGAGUGACUUAGUAAAAUCUUUUUUUGGGGAGGGGCUGGAUAAAGAGUCUCCAUCUGUGGAGAAUAGAUUUAGGGGGAUAAAGCAUACUGUCCCUGGAGACCAUGUAAGAGGUGUUGGUCUUGUCUAAGUGAGAGACAGUGAUGGUUUGCACUAGGAUGAUAGCAGUGGGGAUGGAGGGAAGUUGGGUUCAAAAGGUGUUUUUUAAGAAGGUAGAAUCAACAGGGUUUGGUGACUGAUAGGUUGUAAGGAAGAAGGCGUCAAGAUUACCCAGUCUUUUCUCUUGAGCAGCUGGGUGACUAGAAACACAAUCAGAUGGGGAAAUGGAGGAGACAGUUUGGGAGGAGGGGGAAUGACAGGCUCAGUUUUGCAAUGGCUGAGUUUGAGGUGCCUAAGUAACAUCCAACUGGAGAUGUGUACUAGGCAGCUGGGUAUUUGCAUGCAGAGCUCAGAAGAGAGACCUGACAGACACGAAUGGAUGAUAAUUAAAACAUGGGAGCAGAUGAGAAACAUUUGAAGAAGAGAAAAAGGAAUGGACAGAGGAAGAAAGAAGUAGGAUGUGUCUGGAAGCUAAGAGAAGGAAGGACUUGAUAAUAGACACAGAUGCUGCUGGGAGAGGAGGCUGUCCAUAACCGUGGAUUUAGAGAUGUGUAAAUGUUUGGUAACUUUAAUGAAAGCAGUGUCAGCCGACUGGUGGGAACGUUCCAGAGUGGAGAGGGUUGAGGUAGAGGUGAGUAAAUGGAGUCCUUGAAGAAAGGGAGGAGAGAAAUAAAGGGUUGAAAGGGACCUUUUUGUUUGUUGUUAUUUUUAAUGGGAAGAUUUAAGUUCAUCUAAAUGUCAGUGUAGAGGAGAGGUGUUGA